Messenger RNA from Lentinula edodes (shiitake mushroom), 393 nucleotides. RefSeq lists its product as uncharacterized. Lineage: Eukaryota; Fungi; Basidiomycota; Agaricomycetes; Agaricales; Omphalotaceae. The transcript has a single exon. The record is from RefSeq and is a predicted model, not a curated record. The annotation marks the transcript as partial.
AGGGCUGUAACGCCCUCCCUUGAAGCUUCUCAACAGAGUCAUAUUGAUGACCUUGUCCAGCGCAACCGGACGCAUGAGCAAACCAUUCGGAAACUCAAAGAUGAGCUUGCACAGGAAAAGAACAGAGCUAAAUCCGUAGUACAGGACAUCCAAACUAAGCUUCAUGCUGAGAAACGAGAGUGGCGAGAGGCGUGUGACACCCUUCAGUCUUGUCACCGUAUUCACCAACUGCGCUUGCACGUAGAGUUGGAGAAGCAGAGAUCAGGUCAACUUGCCGAGCAAGAUUUGCUUCGGAAGGAGAAGGUUGCUGCGCUGCAGAGAGAGUUUGCAAUCACCAAGUUUCAGAUCCAGGAGAGUCUUUUGGAGCGUCAAAUUUUGGAAUUGGAGGACAAA